Molecule: messenger RNA, 630 nt
Organism: Lepisosteus oculatus (spotted gar)
Lineage: Eukaryota; Metazoa; Chordata; Actinopteri; Semionotiformes; Lepisosteidae
Product: somatostatin-1A-like
Biological process (GO): regulation of cell migration
Cellular component (GO): extracellular region
Molecular function (GO): hormone activity
Source: RefSeq, a predicted model, not a curated record
CUCCACCGCUGUCUGCGUAGUAACACAGGGAUUUCAAGACUUACUCCAGAAAAAUAUCCGAAGGCAAGAUUAUCCAAAAACUUGGAAUUGAACUGACCAUUACUCAAUCAUCUGCAUUUGAAGCACACAGACACAGCUCCCCACAUGAACAUGGCAAGAUGCUGUCCUAUCGUGUUCAUUGCACCUUGGCUCUCUUUGGGUUGGUUCUUGCUUUUUGCUGUGUCAGCGCUGUAUCGCACUCAGACCUUCGGUUCAGGAGGUUUCUACAGAAGGCAAAAGCUGCAGGCCUAAAUAAACAGGACUCCUCUAAAUAUGCAAUAGAGGACCUUAUCUCCCAGCUUGUUCAGUCUGACAGUGAAGCCCUGGAGAAUGAAAUGUCUGUGUUGGAUGAGAACAGUGAUGCCAGACUUGAGCUGGAGAGAUCUACUGAGAUAGGGAAGGAAAUCCCUCCCAGAGAACGUAAAGCAGGAUGCAGAAAUUUCUACUGGAAAACCUUCACAUCAUGUUGAUCCUCAACUACGUGGCCUGGCACCCCAAUUUCUCUACUGAGAUGCUUCAGCCUUUCAGCAAAUUCUGAAAUAUAACAUGUGUACUGAACUAAUUAAAUUAAAAAUCUUUUAAUUUCAUUAA